Molecule: messenger RNA, 1233 nt
Organism: Passer domesticus (house sparrow)
Lineage: Eukaryota; Metazoa; Chordata; Aves; Passeriformes; Passeridae
Gene: MSTN
Product: myostatin
Exons: 3
Coding region: 106-1233 (375 amino acids)
Cellular component (GO): extracellular region
Molecular function (GO): cytokine activity; growth factor activity
Source: RefSeq, a predicted model, not a curated record
CUGUCUCUCAGAUUGCAUUUGCUUUCACGGAUCUGUUUAGUACUGAAAGGGAAAGGGGGAGGGGGAAAAAAAAGAAGGCAAAAGUGCUGCACUGAAUGUGAGAUCAUGCAAAAGCUAGUGCUCUAUGCUUCUAUUUACCUGUUCAUGCUGAUUUCAGUUGAUCCGGUGGCUCUUGAUGACAGUAGUCAGCCCACAGAGAACGCUGAAAAGGACGGACUGUGCAAUGCUUGUACGUGGAGACAGAAUACAAAAUCUUCCAGAAUAGAAGCCAUAAAAAUUCAAAUCCUCAGCAAACUGCGUCUGGAACAAGCUCCUAACAUUAGCAGGGAUGUUAUUAAACAACUUUUACCCAAGGCUCCUCCACUGCAGGAACUGAUUGAUCAGUAUGAUGUGCAGAGAGAUGACAGUAGCGAUGGCUCUUUGGAAGAUGAUGACUAUCAUGCCACCACCGAAACGAUUAUCACAAUGCCUACAGAGUCUGAUUUUCUUGUACAAAUGGAGGGAAAACCAAAAUGUUGCUUCUUUAAGUUUAGCUCUAAAAUACAAUAUAACAAAGUAGUAAAGGCACAAUUGUGGAUAUACUUGAGGCAAGUCCAAAAACCUACAACGGUGUUUGUGCAGAUCCUGAGACUUAUUAAGCCCAUGAAAGAUGGUACAAGAUAUACUGGAAUUCGAUCUUUGAAACUUGACAUGAACCCAGGCACCGGUAUUUGGCAGAGCAUUGAUGUGAAGACAGUGCUGCAAAAUUGGCUCAAACAGCCUGAAUCCAAUUUAGGCAUCGAAAUAAAAGCUUUUGAUGAGAACGGACGGAAUCUUGCUGUAACUUUCCCAGGACCGGGGGAAGAUGGAUUGAACCCAUUUUUAGAGGUCAGAGUUACAGACACACCAAAACGGUCCCGCAGAGAUUUCGGUCUCGACUGCGACGAGCACUCGACAGAAUCCCGCUGUUGCCGCUACCCGCUGACGGUGGAUUUCGAAGCCUUCGGGUGGGAUUGGAUUAUCGCUCCCAAAAGAUACAAAGCCAACUACUGCUCCGGAGAAUGCGAGUUUGUGUUUUUACAAAAGUACCCGCACACCCACCUGGUGCACCAAGCCAACCCCAGAGGCUCGGCAGGCCCUUGCUGCACGCCCACCAAGAUGUCCCCCAUCAAUAUGCUGUACUUCAACGGCAAAGAACAAAUCAUCUACGGCAAGAUACCAGCCAUGGUUGUAGACCGCUGCGGGUGCUCAUGA